Molecule: messenger RNA, 1160 nt
Organism: Schistocerca nitens (vagrant locust)
Lineage: Eukaryota; Metazoa; Arthropoda; Insecta; Orthoptera; Acrididae
Exons: 3
Coding region: 128-904 (258 amino acids)
Source: RefSeq, a predicted model, not a curated record
GAGCGGUUCGUUCGUGCCUCUUAUUCGGACUGAGUUUGAAGCGUCUUUAUCGCGCACCAGUCUACGUGCGUACAUUUUCAUUCUACCUGGACAGGGUUGUUAUUGAGUUAACAAACUUUCUGGAAACAUGAGUAUUGAGUGGAACCGUAGACAAAUUCAGCAAGUCGUAGACCUGUACAGAGAAAAGCGGGAACUGUGGGAUCAUGCAGAUGAUAAUUAUCAUACAAAAAACAAGAAAAAUGACGCUUGGCUGUGGAUUGCGAAUGGUAUGGGCUGCAAAGUCGAUGAAGUGAAGAAGAAGAUGGCCUCCUUAUUGUCUUCGUACAGAAGAGAAAGAAUGAAAAUGAAAAAGUCUAUGUACUCUGGAAAAGGACGGGCUAGCACUUGGUUUGCUUUCAAGUACUUCACAUUCCUGAAAGAAAAAUACGCACCUACACGUAUCAUGAAGACAGAAAUCAUUUCUGAUGAUGAAGAAGACCUCCAAGAUUCUUCACAAAAUGUUUUUGGAGAAGCAUCAAGUAUAGAUCACACUUCUCGUGAGGAAUUUGCCACAUGUGCUGCCACUAAUGAAGAAGGAAGGUCGCGCAAACGAAAAGUUUCCCAGUCUGCUAAACAACAGAAUAUGAAAAGCAAGAAAAAAGAAGAACCAAGGCCCAUGCAAGCGUACAGUACUUUGGAUAGCGUGGGAAAUGUUCAUCACGAUGAAUGCUCUACUUUUGGCGAACAUAUUACAACAAAGCUUCGAAAAUUUGACGAGAGACGAAGAACAAUUUUAAUGCAUAAGAUAAAUAAUUUGAUCUUCGAGGAAGAGAUGUGCCUGUACUCACAGCAACAUACAUCAGAUGCUGCAUCUUUUUCUCUCACUGUCUCUCCUCAUUGUAGUCCUGAUCCACCACAGUUCUAACAGAUUUCAUGUCAUUCAUAGUUAAGUAUUCAACCUCUUCACCCUAUUCAUCCUCAAGCUCAUUCAUCUACUGUUUUUCAUAGUCAGUAAUGUCAUGCCAAAUCACAUCAUUUGUAAGUCGCCAAACAAUCACAACCAAAUCUGUUCAUUCACUUCAGCAAUUGCAACCACUAGAUACAACUGAAUCCAUAAUUAUUACGUGCUGUUUAAAUAAUUUUGUACCUUAAGUGUAUUUUGUCUGCACUAAUGUGUUAAA